ACUUUUGUUGUGGUCAAGCUAUUAACUGGGUUUCCGUAUGAAGUAAAGAGUUUUUUAUCAACGCAAGCCCUAACAAUCUUUAGAUAACCGGCGUUUGAGAGAACCGGAGUUCCGAUUAAUAUUAUGUUAGAUAUCCUACGAUAUUGUAGGGCUUUAAACUUGCAGUCAAUAAAGUUUGGGAAAGUCGUGAAAGUGUGACUUUAGUGUAUACAAAUCGGUUGGUUUGGGUUUCUAUGCAGGCUGUGUGCUGACUCGUUUUUGACAGUCGAGUUUUUCUGAUGGUUGAGCGUGACAGCGUGUGUUUAUAAUUACAUAUCCACAGUUACCCAGGAAUAAGGAUGGCGUCAAAGAACAAGAUGGAUAUUUUCAAGAGUGUCAAUUUUUUCUUGCGACAAAGCGAGGAACGAAUGCGCCGACAGUUCAACAAGGCAGCAGUAUGUAUCAACGACCUCUUCAUGACCAUGAGUAAUUAUGAUGUCAGAUUCCACUUUGAUCCAGUCUGCUUGGACGACUGUCGCUGUGAGAUGAUGUCCAUGAAUCAAGUCAAUUUGUUGUGUACUAUGAAGGAGUUUCCAAGGCAAAGCUGUGUGUUAGAAGGGGAUGUCAAAAGUGGAGCUGUGAUGAUCAGGAUUGAUGAUCAUUAUACUUCAAGGCCUGAUAUGGCAAGCUGGGAAGAUAUCAUCAUCCAAGGUCCUACAAAUGGUCGUUACCUCAGCACAACAAAACUACUUCAGUCCUUAAUGAAUGUUAUCGAACGAUCAAUUCAGGAAAUUUCACAAGAAAGCCAAGAAAAUUUUAUCACAUGUCGCUCCUGGCCUGACCAGAUCAGUCUGUUUAUCCUUUUGGAUCCUUCAACCAAAUUCCGGGUCAAUCUCCUACCAAUGAUACGCAUGCGUCGCAGUAUUGAGCCAUUCAGAAAUUUGGACAAAAAAAUCCAGCGUGUGUUCCAGUCCUUUCAUUUGCAAGACGAAAACAUCGAUUCAAUUUCUCUCGUAGCGAAGCCGAAUUCUACAGAACAACAGUUUUUAUGGAGGAUAACUUUUAACGACUUGGAAAAUAGAAUUCUCAGUAAUCCUCAAUUUCUCUGUGCUAUGCAUUGUUUAUAUGUGCUAGACAAGCUUCGUACACGUUUCUGCAAAAGAACUGGUAGCCAGAUACUUCGGUAUCACUUGCAAACCGUACUGCUAGCCGAGUUACAAACGCGCCCUCAUCCAAAGUACUGGACGCCAAAAAAGUUUCAAGGUCGCUUGAAAGGCGUCGUGAUGUCACUCCGCGAGAGCUUGCGAGCGAGAAAAUGUCUGAACGUUUUCACAGAGGUAAACGUGUUCUCUUAUUUUGAUGAUGAAAAUUCAAAACUCUUCGCUGAACUAUUGUCCAAAUUCAAAGCAGAUCAGACUCAACUAUCAAAUCUCUUUUAAGGAUC
This is a messenger RNA of Dendronephthya gigantea, 1423 nucleotides long. RefSeq lists its product as uncharacterized. The transcript has 3 exons. Lineage: Eukaryota; Metazoa; Cnidaria; Anthozoa; Malacalcyonacea; Nephtheidae. The record is from RefSeq and is a predicted model, not a curated record. Bases 339 to 1418 code for a protein of 359 amino acids.